Molecule: messenger RNA, 616 nt
Organism: Hibiscus syriacus
Lineage: Eukaryota; Viridiplantae; Streptophyta; Magnoliopsida; Malvales; Malvaceae
Product: 60S ribosomal protein L27-3-like
Exons: 1
Coding region: 82-471 (129 amino acids)
Biological process (GO): translation
Cellular component (GO): ribosome; cytosolic large ribosomal subunit
Molecular function (GO): structural constituent of ribosome
Source: RefSeq, a predicted model, not a curated record
ACCUCUUUUUGAUUUUUCCUUUCUUUCUCGACUUGGGCUUUUGCGUGCAGAGAACCGGAGGAGCAGCUGCUUGUUGUCGCCAUGGUGAAGUUUCUGAAACCCAACAAGGCCAUCAUCGUCCUCCAAGGCCGAUACGCCGGUCGCAAAGCGGUGAUCGUGAAAUCCUUCGACGAUGGCAUCCGCGACCGCCCCUAUGGUCACUGUUUGGUUGCGGGGAUAAAGAAGUACCCCAGCAAGGUUAUCCGCAAGGAUUCCGCCAAAAAAACAGCUAAGAAAUCACGUGUCAAGUGCUUCGUCAAGCUCGUCAAUUACCAGCAUCUGAUGCCCACGCGCUACACCCUCGAUGUGGAUUUGAAAGACGUGGUUUCCGUCGAUGCUCUUCUAACCAAGGACAAGAAAGUGGCUGCUUGCAAGGCAACCAAGGAGAGGUUUGAAGAGAGGUUCAAGACUGGAAAAGGUGGUUUUUACUAAGCUUAGGUUUUGAGGCUCUUUUCGUUUUUGUGUUAUCAUCUUGAGAAAGGAAAGUUUGGUGUUCAACCUAGUGCUUCAAACAUUUUGCAUUUAAGGGCGGAUUUGAAUCUGUUUCUAUGAUAUAUUUCUGGGUUAUUUUGUUAUA